AUGAUGGCGAAUUGUUUAUGUUGUUGUUGUUGGCCUGCGUACCGUUGUUGCUUAUCAUUAUCACUUAUUGAUAUGAUAAUUACAGCGGCGCUAUACUAUCGUUCAGCUGACUUAUUCAUGCAGAAUUUCUAUCACUUGGAUAUUUUUGACAUUUCAGUAUUAGUGGUACUUACCGGUUUUCUAAUUUGUGAAAUCCUUGCGACGAUUACUUUAAUAUUAUCGUAUAAAAAGAGAAUUCAGCGAUACGUUUUCCCACGAAUUACUCUUCUUCUCGGACAAUUUGUUACAAUAACGAUUAUUUGUAUAAUAUUAAUCGCUUAUUUUGGGGGGUUUUCACCUGCCAUCAAUGAAUUUAUUCUUAAUAUUUAUGAGUACUGGUCUGGCGAUGACCUAGCGAAAUAUGACCGGCAGCAUUUCGUAAAUGAUCUGAUGAUGUAUGCGGGAGGUCUUUUUGUUCUCCUUCUCAUUUUUGAUAUAUAUAUCAUAUUCGAACUUUACAUCACUCGGAAAUACUAUAUAUCACUGAAUUCGCCUCCUGGUUUUGUACCAGUUAGUGAAAAAGAUUUAUCUUGUGAUUAUAAAAUAGAAAAGAAUUGUGGCAAACCAGUGGUGGUGUCACGUCCACCACCGUACAAUCCAAAUUAUUCUGGUCCAUAA
Molecule: messenger RNA, 657 nt
Organism: Dracunculus medinensis (Guinea worm)
Lineage: Eukaryota; Metazoa; Nematoda; Chromadorea; Rhabditida; Dracunculidae
Source: the annotation of a GenBank genome assembly